GAACCCUCAAGACGAACAGAAACAGACAGACACUUUAAAAAAAAAGACAUCUCCUCAUACACGUCACCGGCCAGUCCUGUCUUUACCAUUCCGAUUAGAUUAUUUUAUUUCUUUCUCCAUUGAAUUUAAAAAAAAUAAAAUCGAAGCUUUCUUCUUCCUUACGAGUUACGAUACUCCGUUAAUCCAAUUCAUCCUUUUAUAUUCCUUGGUUCGAUAAACCCUCAUUCGAUUCAAAUUUUUCUCAAUUUGAUUGCUAAAAGACCCAAUUGAACUUUCAUUUUAAAAAAAAAACAUAAAGUUUGUGUUUUUGAUUUCUCCGAUGAUGAUUUAUUACGUCAUCUUCCUUGUUGUUUCCUUGUUCGCCUCCGCGUUUUCCGAUGAACUUUCCGACCCGUCGUCGAUUCUCAAGUAUCCGUCGGAGGAGACCAAGAGAGUCGACGGAGACGAGGUCAAUUUGCAUUGCACGAGCUGGAGAUUCGCGGCGGAGACCAACAACCUCGCCCCGUGGAGCACGAUUCCGGCGGAGUGCGCUGACUACGUCAAGGACUACGUGCUGGGUAAAGGGUACGUCGCCGAUCUCGAGAGAGUCUCCGAAGAGGCUUCCGUCUUCGCGAGCACCGUCGAUUUCUCCGCCGGCGACGGCAAAGACGCUUGGGUUUUCGACAUCGACGAGACUCUCUUGUCCAAUCUUCCGUACUACAUCGACCAUGGCUUUGGGCUUGAGGUGUUUGAUCACUCAGAGUUCGACAAGUGGGUUGAGAGAGGAGUGGCACCAGCCAUAGCACCAAGCUUGAAGCUUUACCAAAGAGUUAUUGAUUUGGGGUACAGAGUUUUCUUGCUUACCGGGAGGAAAGAGAGUCACAGGCUUGUCACUGUUGAGAAUCUCAUCAAUGCCGGUUUCCAGAACUGGGACAAGCUCAUUCUCAGAUCUCCAGAUGAACAGCACAAGAUGGCGACGCUGUACAAAUCUGAGAAGAGGGAUGAGAUGGUGAAAGAGGGAUAUAGGAUUCGAGGCAAUUCAGGUGACCAAUGGAGUGAUCUGUUGGGUUCCUCCAUGUCUCAACGAUCUUUCAAACUUGCAAAUCCAAUGUACUAUAUCCCUUGAAGAGUGACGAGUGUGAAGACACAGGGAGCUUUAUUCAAUAAUAUUUUCUAAAUUGUAUAGACUUGCUUACUUACUUACCAGAGGGUAAUCAAAGUUUCAUGAUUGCCUCCGCUUGUAAUUUGUCAGCUAUUAUAUGUACUACUACUAAUAACACAGUAAAACUUGUUUCGGGGAAAAGAAAAUAAAUAUAGAGCUGACAGUAAUAUUACUUUCA
Messenger RNA from Brassica rapa (field mustard), 1319 nucleotides. RefSeq names its product acid phosphatase 1. Lineage: Eukaryota; Viridiplantae; Streptophyta; Magnoliopsida; Brassicales; Brassicaceae. The record is from RefSeq and is a predicted model, not a curated record. Gene Ontology annotation, molecular function: acid phosphatase activity.